Trichosurus vulpecula (common brushtail) is the source of this 2721-nucleotide messenger RNA. RefSeq names its product glycosylphosphatidylinositol anchored high density lipoprotein binding protein 1 (gene GPIHBP1). The transcript is spliced from 4 exons. The coding region runs from base 240 to 767 and encodes 175 amino acids. Gene Ontology annotation, molecular function: acetylcholine receptor inhibitor activity. NCBI's taxonomy places the organism in Eukaryota, Metazoa, Chordata, Mammalia, Diprotodontia, Phalangeridae. The record is from RefSeq and is a predicted model, not a curated record.
GGGAAAAACAAUUGUCUCAGUCUGGGAGCUGAGCCUGUCUAUCUCUCCAGUACCCCUUCUCAUCCUUCUGUGGCGUCUUCUAGCCCAGCCGAGCACUAAAAAGACCUUCGGAGACCCGGCUGCCUUCGUAUCUCUCACACUGCCACAGCUAAGACACAGCCUUCAGGUCCCUUGGUCCCACUAUCCACACCACCACCUUGAGGAGCACAAAGCUUGGCUGCAAGGGCUAUCCUGUUAGGAUGAGGGUCUUUAUUACCAUCUUGUUGGCUGCUCUGCUGUGCCUGGAUCAAGGGAGUGAACAGAAGGAGAUGAAGUUGACAGAUGAAAGCAAAGAAGAGGAUUAUGACUAUAAGGAUGAUGACGAAGAGGAUGAGGAUGAAGUUGAAAUCAAGCACAUUCCCUAUGAAGGCUCUCUGGAAUGCUACACCUGUGAGUCAGAGUCCACUGAGGAGCUCUGUAACAAGGUCGAAACCUGUGCACCUUCUCAGACCUUCUGCAAAACCAUCAUCACCAGAGGGAAUGCAGAGUCCAACUACCUCACUACCUUCUCAGCGUGGUGCUCAGAUACCUGCAAAGAAGCCACCAAGAUCAUAGAGGGGACUCAUGUGACCGUGAACUGUUGCCAGUUUGACAUGUGUAAUCCCUUGUCGGUGGAAAGCAGAGUCUCAGACACGAAUUCAAAGGCCAAUCGAGGGGACAUCCUUACGAGUGUGGGGAUGACCACCCUGUUCAUGCUGCUCUGCAACUGGCUGGUGAGAGGCCUAUGAAAGGAGCCCUCCUACCACCAGGAGCUCCCCUCCACUAUCUGGCCCUACUGCCUUUGCCCUGAACUUAAUUCUACCCCACCCCAAGGAAGAGAUCUCCCAUCCCAUGAAGUCUCUAGCCCUUCUCCCCUGGCCCUGUGUUCUGAGGUCCUUUUUGUUUCUGUAAUGCUGUGUUCUCCUAAAAUCAUUUUCAGCUAUAACCUUCCAUUUUAUGAUUAGAGCUCUGCCUCUGACCUGGUAGGUUCUAAGGGCCUUUCCAACUCUGACAUUCCAUGUUGUAUGUUCUUAGGUCCCUUCCAGUUCUAAAGUUCCAUGUUCUGUGAUCUAAGGUCUCUCUCAGCUCUGACUUUUCCAUAUUCUAUGUUCUAAGUUCUCUUCUAGCUCUAAUAUUCUAUGAUUUUAUUACUUUCUCAGAUGGGAGGGAACCCAAUGAAGGAGAAGGGCCUCACUCAGGCCAGCUUAGUCUGUCUCUAGGAAACAGGUAACAGGGCAGAGAUUUUCAGACUUAUGUGAAUUAUACUCAAGUCUCUGCUGCAACUCCCUACCUGUGUCUUCUUGUAGGGAAGAGGAGAGGUAUAAGUGUUGAGAGACAAGCUCCUGUAUCCUGGAGCCAGGACUCUGCCCAUCUCUAAUGCCAUACAUCUGAAAGGGAUUGUGGAACAAGGGUCUAAUUGGGGGGGAAGGGUAUGGGAGGACAAAAUGUUAGCCCUGGGCCAACCAUUUUUGUUUGAAAUCUCAAGAACCUCAAAACAUUCUAGGCUUUACUGCCCUUCUACCUACUUCCUCUGUCCCCAUCUGUCUCUCCAAGUGGUCCUAUCUUCAUGAUGAGAGUACUGCCUUCUGAUAAUGAAGUUUUGGUUUCUUUACUAGGCAGCAGCAUUCAAACCCUUCAAUGACACCAGCAUCUGACAUGUCCCUGCUCCUCUCUGAAUCCUCUGUUUCCUCACCUUUAAAGUGAAGGAGUUGGACUGUGGUUUGUAAGGUCCUUCCAGCUCUGGUGUUCAGCCAGUUGGCUCAGGCAGAACUAGGGAUAGGCAAGGUAGGCAGCUGCCUGGAGAAUAACAUUCAAGGGUCAGAGAAGGAAAGUCACAACAAGGGACACUUCUUUCAUAUCACUUUUUAUAAAUGCAUAUAUAUGCAAAUAUAUAUGUGUGUGUGUGUGUAUAUAUAUAUAUGUAUAUAUACAUAUAUAUUUAAUGCCCAAAAAUCCCACUCCCUAUAGCUGAUAGGGAUUAACAUUGUGACAAAUUAGCACCUACCUGUUACAUGAAAGCUUGGGAAGACACAUACUGGGGGCACAAUUUUCAAAAUUUGUCAGAAGUGAACAAAUGUUUUGUGGUUUCUUCGGAUUAGAUGUCAAAGAAUCAAAAUAUUCAGAGCUGGAAGGGACCUUAGAAAGGUCCAAACCUCUCCACUCCGAUUUUAUUUAUUCUUUUUUUUUCUAUAAUGUGAGGGGAUAUUUUGCUUUAACGCAAUGGCUGUUAUCCAGCAAACACCUAAACAAACCCAUUCAUAAAGAAUAUUCCCAAAAAACAACUUAUCAAGUGUUUCUCCCCGUGUAAUAACUUUUAUUUAUAUAUUAUUAAUAUCAGAAUUAUUCCCCAGUUACCAGCUCCCCAUUGAAUUUUCCCUUGUAACAAAGAAAAUUUGAAGUCAAACCACAAAACAACUGUGUAGUAGUAUAUACAUCACUCCUCACCUAUACUGCUCCACCUCUCUGCUCAGAGGAAGAAAAUGUGUUCCUCCUCUUUUCUCUAGGACCAGGACGGGUUGGUGUAAUCAUUUCAGGAGCUUUUUAGUGUUGUUUUAGUUACGUUAUUGUAGUUAUUGUAUAUAUUGUUUACUUGGCUUCUACUCUUUUCAGUCCACAUCGAUUCAUAUGAGCCUUCCCAUGUUUCUCUGAAUUCUGUAUAUUCGUCAUUUCUUAUAGAGUAAUAAUAUUCCAUUUGUUCUUAUA